UCCGGCGUCGUCGACGAUUCGUUCGAUGUCGAAUGGCUGGCCUCGACUACGAGGCUACUAUUAGAUAUAUAUAUAAUUCUACGCUAAAGAGUUUCCCCGUAUCUGUAUGCAGCAGUUCACCCACCUAGUGUAUCCAUUAGAAUAGAUGCCUAUCAUCAUGAAACUUACAAUAUACCUAUUAUGUCUAGCCUGGGCAGUAUCUUUAACCUAUGCACAGUUUGGAAGUUUUGGGUUUAAUUCUUUUGGAAGUUUCGGCCUCGAUAGUCCUCUGGUAGCAGUUAGAGAUCCUAGACAGAACCCAGGUCCAGUUGUAUUUCCUCCGGCCCCGCCUGAUAAUGGUGAAACUAGUGGUGUAGUUGUAGGUGCAUCUGGAUAUGGAUUUGUUCCACCAAAUAAUCCAAGUGGUACAUCCCAAACGUCUCUUUAAGUUUAUACAAGGGGGACCAGGACAUAGAAGCCAUCACCUUUCAUUUUUCUGAGAAUGGAAACCCGAUCAAUGUGUUUGAUUCAGAAAGCAUCUUAUCAAAUUUAUUUGUUAUUGUUAUUGCUCUUUCGCCUGAGCAAAAUCAAGUUUGUAAAUUUAUCAUUUUUUCAUAUUAACUAUUAAUUAAUUCAUUGUUAUUUUCUCAAAUAAUUAAUUAAAUGUCAAUAAAGUUAAAUUGAACGAUUCCUGUUUAAAGUUGAAAAUACAACGUGAAUUAAGCCGACUUAUAUUUGCUCAUAGAAAAUUAUAUUUUUAUUUUUAUUGUAUAUA
This is a messenger RNA of Sitophilus oryzae (rice weevil), 754 nucleotides long. RefSeq lists its product as uncharacterized. Bases 146 to 427 code for a protein of 93 amino acids. Lineage: Eukaryota; Metazoa; Arthropoda; Insecta; Coleoptera; Curculionidae. The record is from RefSeq and is a predicted model, not a curated record. The transcript is spliced from 4 exons.